AUGAAAGAUCGACCAGCAGAAUUGUGGAAAUUGCUACCAGAGUAUGAAAAGGCUAAAUGGCAAAGAAAUUAUCAAAUAAAUCGAGAUCCAAAUUUACAAAAUUCUAAUAAGUAUGUACGAAGAAAUGAUCAAAUGGGUAAAAGUGGGAACGUUAAUGCGAAUCAUGUAGCUAAAGUAAUAAGCAAUAAUGAAAAGUCUAUAUACCAUCCAAAAGGUAACGAAGCUAAAUUGCAAAUAAAUCUAUUACAAAAUGGAGAUGAAACCGAUAUCAAAAGUUCAUUUAACUUGAAGGCAAUUACUAACACCGGAAGAAAGGGAAAAAAUUAUCACAAGAAAAG
Funneliformis geosporum is the source of this 338-nucleotide messenger RNA. The record is from the annotation of a GenBank genome assembly. Lineage: Eukaryota; Fungi; Glomeromycota; Glomeromycetes; Glomerales; Glomeraceae.